Molecule: messenger RNA, 1675 nt
Organism: Zeugodacus cucurbitae (melon fly)
Lineage: Eukaryota; Metazoa; Arthropoda; Insecta; Diptera; Tephritidae
Product: carboxypeptidase B
Exons: 9
Coding region: 226-1491 (421 amino acids)
Biological process (GO): proteolysis
Molecular function (GO): metallocarboxypeptidase activity; zinc ion binding
Source: RefSeq, a predicted model, not a curated record
UCUUUUUUUUGCUUUUUCGUGCAUAUUUUUCUACUUCUAAUCGCGCACGCUCGUCUUCUUUCUUAGCCAAGACGGAAGGUGAGCAUCAGUCUGCGGUAUAAUCGAAAGCGGUACGGACGUGGCAGCUCUAAGCGGCACUUGGCGAAUAUAAAACGGCGAUUAUGAGAACUCGAAAGUGUUAAUAGAAUUAUACGAAAAAACAUUUUGCAACUUUUCUUGUACAAAAUGUGGCUGAAAGCAUUCAGUAUAGCCGUGUUGGCGUUAUGUGCGGGAGCGAGCGCAUCGAAUUUGGAUCGUUAUGAAGGCUACAACAAAUACACAGUCUUCCAUGAUGGUGAGGAUGCCUUCAACUAUAUGGUCGAUCUACAAACAGAAUCAACAGAACUGGACUUUUGGCUGCUCACACGGAAUAUGUCCGUCGUAACAGUAUCGCCUGCAGAGCAGAGCACAUUUGAGGCGCGAUUAAAUGAAUUGAAUGCACCAUUUGUGGCCAAGCCGCUGAUGGAGGAGAUGUCCGCUUUCAAUGAAACACUCGGCAGUUGUGAGGGUUCGGAGUGCGAGCUGAAUCGACCAAGACGACAGGCGCGCGGUUUCUUCUCUCACUUUCCGCGCUAUUCAGAGAUUCUAAAUUAUAUGAGCGCUUUGGCUGCACGCCACCCACAAAAUUGCCGCUACGAAUCGCUGGGUCGCUCUAAUGAGGGUCGUCACAUUGCGGCACUGUCCAUUUCGCUAAACAGUCGUGUGCGUGAUCGUCGCGUUGCCUACAUACAGUCGGCGGCGCACGGACGUGAGUGGAUUACACCGUUAACUGUACUUUAUUUGGCCAAUGAACUGUUGAAUAAUUUGCGCGCAUUCCAAAGGGUGUUGCAAGAUGUUGAAAUUUAUUUGGUGCCAUUGGUCAAUCCCGAUGGUUAUGAGUACUCUUUCACGAAUGAUCGCUUUUGGCGAAAGAAUCGUCAUCGCUAUCCCGGCCGCUCCUGUGCUGGCGUGGAUAUCAACCGUAACUUCCCGAACAACUGGAACUCUCAUGGCGCCAGUCAAAAUCUCUGCUCUGAAGUCUAUUCCGGCACUGGUCCCACAUCGGAACCAGAGACAUUGGCAGUCGCACGUUAUUUGGAAUACAAUCGUCAUCGCGUCAAACUCAGUUUAGAUGUGCACUCAUUCGGAAAGUUCCUGUUCUAUCCUUACGGUUACUCGAGAAACGCCGCCGCCCCCACGCGCAAUCUACUGCAUUCGGUCGCUCAACGCGCCGCCAACCAAAUCGCCAAAUACCGUGGCACCCAUUACACCGUCGGCACUUCGGCAAGCAUACUUUACGAGGCUUCUGGCGGUUUGGAUGAUUAUGCUUAUGGCAAUUUGGGCAUCCCCAUGUCCUUCACGGUCGAGUUGCCCGGUGAGAAUUUCCAAGUGGCGCCAUCCGAUAUCAUACACAUUUGCAAGGAGACAUUCGCCGGCUUCAUCGAGUUUAUUCGACACGUUAGUUUGUAUUAGUGCAAGUGCCAAGGGGAGGGUCUGCUGAUGUUCUGCAGCUUGCAGAAGUGUUGUAUGUUAAUUACUUAAGUAAUGCAAUUAUUUUUUUAUGUCUGUGUUUUAAUUAGUAUAUAUUUAAGUAGCAACUUUGUGUACAAUUUAAUUUAAAUGAAAUAAAUGAGAUUUUAUAUUACGAAACAAAAAA